Messenger RNA from Eriocheir sinensis (Chinese mitten crab), 1628 nucleotides. Its product is annotated as piggyBac transposable element-derived protein 3-like. Gene Ontology annotation, molecular function: sequence-specific DNA binding. Bases 141 to 1628 code for a protein of 495 amino acids. The record is from RefSeq and is a predicted model, not a curated record. The transcript has 2 exons. Lineage: Eukaryota; Metazoa; Arthropoda; Malacostraca; Decapoda; Varunidae.
AAAUAAACCUUAUCCCCUAAUCAUUUUAUUUUUUCGUACUGAUAAAAUUACUUAUCCUCUCCCUUACAGGCAUGUAAAUAAUUUAUACUUGCAAUCCCUUUUCUUGGAAUAUAAACAAAAAGGACAACAUCUUGGCGGUCAUGGACCGUUCACCAGGGUUUUGUGUGAAAUCCUUUUACUCACUCAGAGGAGCAAUACAACAUAUUGAGGAACAGCCAGUACCAGAUGAAGUGGAAAGCAUUGAGAUUACUCAGGUGCCUCCAGACGUUGAUGGGCUUACAGAUGAAGAAGAUUUAGAUGAUGAAGUCAUAGAUGAUGAUUGUAGAGAUCCCUCGUUGUUACCACCAGAGGUGAGUGGUAAUGUGGAACUACAUCAGUACCCUGAAGGAGAUGAUGUGGAAGACUCACCGCCUAAGAAGAAGACUAAGGUCUCACAAACAGAAAGGGUUGUAUGGAGGAAAGAAAAUCCGACCUACAAUAUAGAAAAUGCCACCAAUGGAGCAGAACAUAAAAGAGAAGAAAUGAAAGAGAAACUUAGAGGGAAAAGUAAUGUAGAAUUGUUUGAACAAUUCUUUACUGAAGAACUUUUGGAAAUGAUUGCCACUCAGUCAAAGUUAUAUGCUUCUCAAAAUAAUGUGCAUGAAUAUAUCAUCACUCCUGACUGCUUACGGGUGUUUUUAGGCAUAUUGCUAUUUACUGGAUACCAUAGGCUACCAAGUGAGCGUCAGUAUUGGAGUUGUGAUGAAGAUCUGGACACAACUAUCAUAAGGAAUGCCAUGCCGAGGAACAGGUACACAGAAAUCAAGAAAUAUCUACAUUUUGUUGAUAAUGAAAAGGCCUCCCAAAACAAGGACGACAAAGCUUUCAAACUAAGACCAAUAUAUGAUUAUCUGAAUGAGAAGUUCAAAUCAUUUGGUAUAUUUUCCAGAGAACUGUCAAUUGAUGAACAGAUUGUGAGGUAUUAUGGAAAGAAUGGCCUGAAACAGUUCAUGAGAGGAAAGCCAAUCCGCUUUGGAUUCAAGCAGUGGAUUAUGUGUUGUGGAAGAACAGGAUACUGCUAUCAAAUGGAUCUCUACCAAGGGAAAGAGAAGAAAGAAACUGGAAGCAUGUUCAAAGACACCCUUGGGGGAAAAGUAGUCCUGGCAAUGACACAACACUUGGAUAAUACAAGUGACCAUGAAAUUUAUCUGGAUAAUUUCUUCACCAGUUACAAGUUGCUUGCACACAUGAAAGAUCUAGGUAUUCGAGUCACUGGAACAACUCGUGCCAAUCGAACUGCCAAAUGUUCACUGGAGAGUGACAAUGACAUGAAAAAAAAGUCACGUGGAGUUUAUGACUACAAGUUUGACCAAGAAAAUGGAAUUUUCUUUCUAAAGUGGCAUGACAAUAGCUUAGUUACCAUUGGCAGUAAUCACCAGUCCUUUACCCCAGUUGGGUCUGCUAAACGGUGGAGCAACAAAGAGAGGAAACAUAUCAAUGUCCCCCAGCCUCACCUCAUUGCCAUGUAUAACAAAUACAUGGGAGGAGUUGAUCACCUUGACUGGCUGACUCAGAAAUACCGGAUUGGUGUGAGAGGGAAGAAUGGUACUUCAACCUAUUCACUAACUUGGUUGACACUGCUGUUGUGA